Messenger RNA from Colletotrichum costaricense, 2634 nucleotides. Its product is annotated as SNF2 family domain-containing protein. Gene Ontology annotation, molecular function: DNA binding; ATP binding; ATP-dependent chromatin remodeler activity. Gene Ontology annotation, cellular component: nucleus. The transcript has 4 exons. Lineage: Eukaryota; Fungi; Ascomycota; Sordariomycetes; Glomerellales; Glomerellaceae. The record is from RefSeq and is a predicted model, not a curated record. The coding region runs from base 1 to 2634 and encodes 877 amino acids.
AUGAGCUCAUCAACGUCGGACGUGGAGUCCGUCAUGUCCGCUAACCAGCGCUUUGACACCAGUGCACCUUCCUCACCACCUCGGGAUGAGAGUGUUGAGCCCAUGGAUUCUGAGUUCGCUCUAAUCAUGAAGGAAGAGGCAAGGGCCAAAGCAGACAACAACAAGAAAGACAAAGCAGCACAAAAGUCCCAGAAUCUCAAGAACCGCAGGAAGCGCAAGAAUGAGCUCUCUAAAGAGGAGAAGCUCAAGUUGGCCAAGGAGCUGGAUGAGCUUCUCAAGAAGUCUCAGGCGUUCAGCAAGAUGCUCAUGGAAAAGACUCAAGCAAUGGGUCGGGUUGGCACAAGCUUGGAGGGCGAAGCCUUGGGUGACCACAGCCUGUCCCUCACUGCUCAACCCAAAAUCAUGAAGGGUGGCACCAUGAGAGAUUACCAGUUGGAAGGACUUACUUGGAUGCGGGAAGUGUGCCUUCAGGGCUUAUCUGGUAUUCUCGCUGAUGAGAUGGGUCUUGGCAAGACGGUUCAGACCAUCUCGUUGAUUGCCAAUUUGAGAGAGGAAAACUACCUUGGCCCUCAUCUCAUCGUUGCACCUUUGAGUACCCUUUCGAACUGGAUGGACGAGUUUGAGAAGUGGUGUCCUUCCCUUCCUGUCGUUCUCUUUCAUGGAGACGCUCAGAAGCGCGCCGAAAUCAAGAGGAAACACUUGACGCCAAAUAUGAAGAACGGCAACCCCACCAAGAAGUUCCCUGUGGUGUGCACAUCUUACGAGAUGGUCCUAAGAGAAAGGGCUACUUUGAGCAAGUUCAAUUGGGCUUUCAUCAUCAUUGACGAAGGCCACCGCAUGAAGAACUUCGAGUCUAAGCUGUUUCAAGAGCUGGAGACUUUCGCAUCCGCUACUCGUAUGCUCAUCACGGGAACACCCCUGCAGAACAAUUUGAAAGAGCUUUGGGCUCUUCUUCACUUCUUACUGCCUAUGAUCUUCAAGAGCUACGAGGCUUUUGAGGCAUGGUUUGACUUUGACGACCUCCAGGACGAAGAGGGCGCGCAGGAGUUCAUUGCCGAUCGCGAGAAUCAGGAGCUGAUCAAGAAGAUUCACGUCAUUCUUCAACCACUCCUUCUUCGUCGCGUCAAGGCGGAUGUUGCCGCGCAUCUUCCCAAGAAGCGCGAAUACGUCCUCUUUGCGCCAAUGACAAAAGAGCAAACCGAUAUGUACAAUGCCAUCAACGACAAGGAUGUCGAUACUCGCGCCUUCUUGGAGAAGAUGGUCAUCGACCGUCUCAGUGCCAUCGCUCCUCCUGUCAAGAAGGAAAAAAUCUCUGCCAAGCAGCUCGAGAUUCCGAUCCGAAGCAGUCCUCGAAAGACUAAGGGUGAGGCAGCUCCGGAGACUAAGAAACCCAAUGCGUUCUCGGCAAUGAUGAACCGGGCUAGAAGCUCAUCUUCCAAGCCCCAAGAAGCCACCAAAGCAACAUCAAAAGCCUCAUCGAAGGCAUCCUCCCGGGCUGGCUCCAAGCGCAAGGAAGCACCCACUCUCGAAACACCACAGUCCAAGAGUGCCAAGUCAUCGAGACAGUCGACACCUUCGACCACUACACGAGGCCGGGUCACCCGUGGCCGUCGACGCUAUGUUGAUUCCGAUCCUGACGACGAGGAUAAGCUCUCCGAUGAUGAGUUCGAGGCCAAGCUUGCUCGAGAGGCAGAGGAGGCCGACCAGAAUGACGAUGAUUCUGCCCCCGCUCUUUCCCCUGAGGAACAACACCAGGUCAACAUUCUCGAGCAGGCGAAGAAGGAGAUGUCAACCAAGAAGCUUGGAAACCCCAUCAUGCAGCUUCGCCUUGUGUGCAACUCUCCGCACAACUUCUUCGAUCCUUGGGGAUACGAGGGUAGUCCUCCCGUUGACGAGAGCAUUGUCACAUCAUCCGGCAAGAUGUUGAUGCUUGAUCGUCUGCUUCCUGCCUUAUUCAGCAAGGGUCACAAGGUCUUGAUCUUCUCCCAGUUCAAGACUCAACUUGAUAUCCUUCAAGACUACUGCGAGCUUCGGAAGUGGAAGGCCUGCCGAUUGGACGGAUCUGUCUCUCAGGAAAGUCGCCGCGACCAGAUCAAGGAGUUCAACGAGAACCCCGAGUUCAAGAUUUUCCUGCUUUCCACGCGCGCCGGUGGCCAGGGCAUCAACCUAGCGAGUGCCGAUACUGUGAUUCUCUUCGAUAGUGACUGGAACCCGCAGCAGGAUCUCCAGGCGCAGGACCGCUGCCACCGAAUCGGCCAGACUCGCCCCGUCAUUGUCUACCGUCUCGCCACCAAGGGCACCGUUGAGGAGGAGCUUCUCAUGAGCGCUGACGCCAAGCGUCGUCUCGAGAAGUUGAUCAUCAAGAAGGGAUCCUUUAAGACGAUGGGCCAGAAGAUUGACCUGAAGGAAGACCUUGACGGCGAGACGCUCAAGUCUCUGCUGCUGAAGGAUGGUCAGAUUUUCAAGUACUCCGGUGACCACGAGGUCCUCAGUGACAAGGACCUCGAUGUUCUAUGCAACAGAAGCGACGAGGCCUACUCCAAGGCGGCCGAGGGCACCGCGAACGCCGACGGCUACAAGGUCAUCGAGACUAGCUCCGACGGCAUCACCAUUGCCGGGCAAUCGGCCGCUUAA